AUGGAGUUAAAAAUGGAAGACACGCUCAAGAAAGCAGCAGCAGCGUCUUCUGGUGCAUUGCUUACGUCAUUGUUUGUGACACCACUGGAUGUGGCAAAAGUGCGCAUUCAGUCGCAGAUUCAAGCAAGUAUAAUCUCGCCCAAGUCACUUGCCGACCUGCGCGUGAUACACUCAAGUGUUGGUACUCCGAUCAUUGAACAAUGUCGCUGUCGUAGUCGCUGUGUAUGUAAUCGAUGCAUCACUCGUCCUGUCGAUCAGUUGAAAGAUAUGCGACGCGGGUGUAAAUCCAUGUCCGUGAUGCGCCUCUCCUGUUCACGAACCAUGGCGCCUCCUCUUUUCCAAAGCACAUUUCAUGCAUUGCGUCACAUCUUUCAGACUGAAGGACUUAAGGGAUUGUUUGCAGGUUUGUCACCCGCUAUGGUCAUUUCUGUACCGUCAACUGUGCUGUAUUAUAUAUCGUACGAUUUUUUAUUGCACGAGGGACGUCAGAAAUUGCCAGAGUUGGAGAGCUUGACGCCGUUGAUGGCAGGCAUAACGGCGAGAACCGUUGCGGCGACGAUUACAUCACCUAUUGAGCUAGUAAGAACGAGAAUGCAGGGAGUGAAUGCUGGAACUAGUAUUUUGUCUACAUUUCAGCACGCAGUACGACGCGGAGGAUACAUGUCAUUGUUGAAUGGAUUGGGAGCGACGUUGGCACGCGACGUGCCGUUCUCGGCCAUCUACUGGAUGUCAUACGAGAAUCUUCAGAGACGAUUGAUUGCAACGAAGGAAGAAAUGACAAGAACACAUAGAGCGUUUGUGUGUGGCGCAGUAUCCGGUGCUAUUGCUGCUACAAUUACGACUCCUUUUGAUGUGGUAAAGACGCUGCAGCAAGUAUCAAUGACUGCACAAGGAUCGCAGACGUCUGGAAUGCGGAUGCUUCGACAGGUUGUGGCCAGCAAGGGCAUGGCUGGUGCUUUUACGGGACUUGGUGCACGUCUUGCGCGGGUGAUGCCAUCGUGUGCUAUCAUGAUUUCUUGCUACGAGCUUGGAAAGGAGAAAUUAGGUGUUGCAUGA
Messenger RNA from Peronospora belbahrii, 1056 nucleotides. Lineage: Eukaryota; Oomycota; Peronosporomycetes; Peronosporales; Peronosporaceae. The record is from the annotation of a GenBank genome assembly.